GUUUAAAUUCAGUAUGCAAAGAAACUCGAAAGCGAACAGUCGAUAUUUGAUACAACGGCAUAUGAAAAAUAUUGUUAUGAUCGGAAGAGCUUCAAUGUUUCAGGGACUUCGAGUUUGCGUGGUGCUGUUAUGCCUGAAAUAUGGCAAUGCCUAUGCAAAUACAGAGCAAGAAAGUGGCUGCUUGGAGUGGGAGUUUCAAUGCAAGAAUGGUCAGUGCAUAAAUAAUUCUCUCAAGUGCAAUUCAUUUAAGGACUGUGACGAUGGCAGCGAUGAGACAUUUGAAGAAUGCCAUAAUUUUAAAUGCAAUGAACAUAGGUGCUCCUACGGCGCCUGCGUCGACAGCUCCAAGUGGUGUGAUGGGAUCAAGGAUUGCUGGGACAAUACAGAUGAGUUCAAGUUCGAUUGUACCACCGACCCAAGUCUUUUCGAUCGGGAAAUUCGUGGUAAAUGCACUGACAAAGUUUAUACGGAGUUUCAAUGCAGAGAAUCUGAGGAAUGUAUUCCCUAUAGCAAACUGUGCAAUGGCGUUGGGGACUGUUUGGAUAACUCGGAUGAAACUAUUGAAGUUUGUGUGGGCUCGAUCUGUCCCCCCGGUGCCUUCCGUUGUGCCUACGGCGCCUGCAUUUCCGAAAUGGCGGCCUGUAAUCACCGCAUCGAUUGCCAAGAUGGGUCCGAUGAGCUGUCUGUCUUAUGCAACGAGAAGACAAAUAAGACCUCGACCGACGAAUGGUACAUACCAUCAUGGCAAAUCACUACAACCGACAAAAGUACGCUUCCAGCAACUGAGUUCACUUCAACGGUUCAGGCACCAGAAACUAAGAAGAGUUGCACUGUGAUCGGCGAGAAGCUACGUCUGAGAACCUUGUACAAUGGCUUGCCAUACUUCAACGGUGGAAACGUGUCCCAUCUGACGACGGUGCGAUUGAGCUGCAGCCAGAAGUAUGUACUUCAGGGCAGCGAUGUGAACACUUGCGAUAAUGGUGACUGGAAGGCACCGUGGGCGGAGUGUGUAAAUGCCUGCGAUCGUAGCAGUAUCAUAAAUGAUCCCAGUACUCAUGCCAUAUGUAGUUACAAUAACAAUACCAUCGAUUGCGCCAGAGACCCGCUUGUGGUCUCAACCAGAGCCAUCGUUCAGUGUGCUCAGGGCUAUAUAUCGACUAUUUCACACGAAGAACUUAAAUGCAAUACGAAUGGCAAAUGGUCAAGGGUCAAUACUAAAGUUUCGAAUUUAAAAUGCAAGCCUGACUGUGGAAGAACUUUUGACACAGUUAAAGAAGAUCCAUGGCUGGUCAGCGUAUUUCAACGCAUAUCAAAUAAUAAUUAUAGAUUCCGUUGCUUGGGCUCAAUUAUUGACCCAUUUUAUGUGCUCACUGUUUCCAACUGUUUCUCCAGCAGUUCCGAAUUUUUUACAGACUACACCAUAGUUUUGGGCAAUAAGUCGGUUGGAUUCAAUGCAAAAAAGGAACAUGGCUACGAUGUACGCAACAUUGCGCAGGUGGACCUGAAAACAUUCAAGCCGCUAGCCAUGCUGACUAUGAUAAAUCCCUUUAUACUCUCGGCUAAAGUGCGACCCAUUUGCCUGAUUGAUUCCCAGAGCAAUAAUAAUACCAAAGAGCACGGGAACACUCUGGGAGAGCCAAUUGUUGAGAACACUGAACAGAUAUACUCUCUAAAAUAUAUUGUUGAUGAAAAUGCCCCAGUUAAUACAGGGCAGUUCACCAAAGAUAUUAAGGGUGUAUUAAUACAGCAUGCAUUAAAAUAUGGUUAUAAAUUUUAAAUAUAAAUGUUUUGUACACGAUUUUAAAAUAUACUAUACACAAAAUUGUACUUAAAACUUUAUAAAUAAAAAAAAUGUAACAAAAAAAUUAACAUUUAAUAAAA
Molecule: messenger RNA, 1881 nt
Organism: Drosophila montana
Lineage: Eukaryota; Metazoa; Arthropoda; Insecta; Diptera; Drosophilidae
Product: modular serine protease-like
Exons: 4
Coding region: 14-1777 (587 amino acids)
Biological process (GO): proteolysis
Cellular component (GO): plasma membrane
Molecular function (GO): protein binding; serine-type endopeptidase activity
Source: RefSeq, a predicted model, not a curated record